Molecule: messenger RNA, 1203 nt
Organism: Perkinsus marinus ATCC 50983
Lineage: Eukaryota; Perkinsozoa; Perkinsida; Perkinsidae
Exons: 3
Coding region: 1-1203 (400 amino acids)
Biological process (GO): lipid metabolic process
Source: RefSeq, a predicted model, not a curated record
AUGUUUCUCGUGCCCAUGUUGCUGCUCUUCUUCCGUGGCUUUGCCAGUCCCGAUAUGGGAUUUACCUAUGCUCAGAACGAUCUCAUAGUCCUUACAUUAAUUUACCCUGCACUCCUGGUCCUAGUAUGGUGGUGUACUUACUCCUACAUCUCCUUGCGCCAUGUGAAGCUCCACCGCUUUAUGCUCGCUGCAACUCUCACAUACUUCAUUUCCGGCACGAUCUGUGAGGUCGCUGGUAUCCCAGCCGGAGGGGCCCGUCUCAUUGUCUGGGCACACCUUAUGCGUCAGCUCAUCAAGAAGGCAUCAAUUCCUUUGAUAACUGCUACCCAUGCGAAGAGUUCAAGGACCUUUCUACGUGAGACUCAUGGCAUGGAACGGUCUUGGUGCGCGCUUGUUAUGCGUGUGUGGCUGAGGAUAGUCUUCCUCUUCCUGGGAGUACGAUUGGUCUUUGGCGUGUUGGCCUCUAUACAAGAGAAUCAAAGGCUCUACCCACAGGUGCCGUUCAUCAAGAUGGAGAAAGCCUUGAAUUCGACUAUUACGGUUGACCACGCGAUCAUGAGCUCAAGUUUUGCUAGAGAUGACUCGCUAGGACAUGGGCCUGUUGAUAUUGCAAGAUACGCUGUCUGUGACCAGGAGUUUUGGGGACUGCAUGUCACUGAUUAUGGCAUGAUGAGUUUGGCCGCAUACUUCACCACAGUAGAAGAUCAGCAAGCUGUUGUUGAUACCUUCUUUCCUGGUCAAGGAAUGAAGGUCGUUCCUGCAAUGGAGGGCGAUGACCCGUUUUGGGUAGAGAUACAAGUUGACGACAAUCUUACCGUUAUAGCCGUCAAAGGGACUGAUUUUUGGCGUGCUAGUGACUAUAAUGAGGAUAUACGCAUGUGGACAGAGCCAGUGGUGACGUCUCUGCUCAGCACUGUUUUCCCGACAGUCAAAAUCUGGUCACCCGGUACCACUGCUAUGGUAUUAGAUGCAGAGCAAGAGAUCCUCUCGGCCAUGGGUAUACCUCGAGCGGAUUAUAAGCUUACUAGAGUUAUCGAUUACGUGAAAUCAUCUGCAGAGCGGCUAUCAUCUAGAGACGUCGUGUUCACUGGCCAUUCUCUUGGGGGUGGUAUCGCCCUGGCCGCCGCGGCCUUGGAAUGUAUCAAUCCAUCAGCAAACACCUAUAUCGGUAUGCGCCCGAUAGGAGACAAGCCUUUCAGGUAG